Aspergillus pseudotamarii is the source of this 1142-nucleotide messenger RNA. RefSeq names its product phosphoglycerate mutase family protein. Bases 69 to 1097 code for a protein of 342 amino acids. NCBI's taxonomy places the organism in Eukaryota, Fungi, Ascomycota, Eurotiomycetes, Eurotiales, Aspergillaceae. The record is from RefSeq and is a predicted model, not a curated record. The transcript has 4 exons.
AUUACUUCCAUUCAAGAGGUUUUCUUAAAGAUAUUGCACCUGCAGCGUUGAUCAGACCCCAUUUCACAAUGCCUCUAGACACCAUAUAUCUAACUCGACAUGGCCAUCGUCUAAAUUGGACAAUCGACUAUAAAACAGGCGAAUACAAGUCUCAAUUCCCAACACCAACCGGCAAUCCCGUAGAUCCAACCCUAACCUCGCACGGUGUGCGCCAAUCGCUCGAGCUCGCAGAGCAUCUAGUGAGCCCUGAAUUUUCCCCGAAACCGUUUCGGAUAUACUCGAGUCCCUUCUAUCGGUGUUUGCAGACGAUUCAGCCAUCAGUGGAAGCUCUGAGGGAGAGGCAUAACUCAGCGCCCUCUAUAGAAACAGGUAUAGACCGAAAUGCGGACCUGGAUGUGAGGAUCGAAAAUGGAGUCGCAGAGUGGUUCGGUCCAACUUCUUUCUUUGAUCACCCUUCUCCUGCAUCACCGGGUACCCUCAAGUCCCAUUUUCCCACACUUCUCGCCGCGGACCCUGAAGCCAAUUACAACCCUCAUCUAAUGCCCUCUACCCGUGGUGAAACAAUUGCCCAACUUCACGACCGAGUAGCUACGGCCUUAGCAGGCAUUAUUGCGGAUGUUGAUGCUGAAAUCAAUGCCUUGGAAGCAUCCCAGCCGCCGUCGGAACGCACCAGUAAGGCGAUACUGAUCUGUGCACAUGCGGCUCCACUGAUUGCUAUGGGACGAGUUUUGACCGGAAACAUGCCGGAGGAUGCUGAUGAAAAGGAUUUUAAUGUUUUUACGGCGGGUCUAAGUACAUUUGUCCGAAGGGGAACAACACCCGCUAGCGAUGGUGGCGCAGACCAGCGGGAGUUGGCGCCAGGAACAAGAGUUAUUCGACCUGGGACGGUUGUACCCGAUUGGCAAGGCGGGAAGGGAGUCAGUGGGGGUUGGGACUGUGUUGUGAAUGGGGACUGUAGCUUUUUGAGCGGAGGCGCUGAGAGGGGGUGGCACUUUAACGGGGAAGAGUCAUUUGAUACCGGCCCCAUGGCUCCGUCUUCAGCUUUGCCUACGUCAAGUCAAGAUACGUCGACGGAGAGGCCAGGCACGAAGCUGUGAUCCUGACCUUAGAUGAUGAUGAUUAGUGACAUUUCUGCACAUGCU